Molecule: messenger RNA, 7544 nt
Organism: Anoplopoma fimbria (sablefish)
Lineage: Eukaryota; Metazoa; Chordata; Actinopteri; Perciformes; Anoplopomatidae
Product: unconventional myosin-IXAb-like
Biological process (GO): intracellular signal transduction
Cellular component (GO): myosin complex
Molecular function (GO): protein binding; GTPase activator activity; microfilament motor activity
Source: RefSeq, a predicted model, not a curated record
CAGGAGGCGCACGGCUGGCUGCUCUUCCUCUUCAGUAAAAAAGGAGAGCUCUGGAGGAGUUGGGAUGUCCUGAGUCAGUCCUCCGGGCCCAGAGAGCGGUGUGCUGAUGGGACCUGCUGCGCCACCAUGAGCUUACAAGAUGGCGGCUGCAGCUACGCCAGCAGCGCCAACAUGGCCACCGCCAGUGGCAGCAUGCGGCGGCGCCUGGAGGACCAGGAGUUCUCUCUGCGCGUCUACCCGGGCGCCCUGGCCGAGGGCACCAUCUACUGCCCCGUCAGCGCCCGCAAGAACACCACAGCUGCCGAAGCCAUCGAGUGCCUCAUCGAACGGUUGCGCCUGGAUCGCACCAAAUGCUACGUGUUGGCCGAGGUGAAGGAGUUCGGCGGGGAGGAAUGGAUCCUGAACCCCGGCGACUGCCCCGUUCAGCGGAUGAUGCUGUGGCCGCGGAGCGCCCUGGAGAACCGCAGCGGCCUGUGCAGCGGCGACGACUACCGCUUCCUCCUGCGGGAGAAGAACCUGGACGGAUCUAUUCACUACGGCGGCAGCCUGCAGAUGUGGCUGCGGGUGACUGAGGAGCGUCGGCGCUUGGUGGAACGGGGUUUCCUCCCCCAGCCUGCAGGGAGCGACCCGCCGUCCGACCUCUGCGCUCUCCCGGAGCUAACAGAGCGCACCAUUUUGGAAAGCCUUCGUGCACGUUUCCGCCAGGAGAAGAUCUACACUUACAUUGGGAGUAUUCUUAUUGUGAUUAACCCUUUUCAGUUCCUGCCGAUCUACAAUCCCAAAUACGUCAAAUUGUACGACAACCACACACUGGGGAAGCUGGAGCCCCACAUUUAUGCCGUGGCGGAUGUGGCGUAUCACGCCAUGCUGCAGCGACGGAAGAACCAGUGCAUAGUCAUUUCUGGUGAGAGCGGUUCUGGGAAGACCCAGAGCACCAACUUCCUCAUUCAUCACCUGACCGCACUCAGCCAGAAGGGGUUCGCCAGCGGGGUGGAGCAGAUCAUCCUGGGAGCAGGACCCGUGUUGGAGGCCUUUGGGAACGCUAAGACGGCCCACAACAACAACUCCAGCCGCUUCGGCAAGUUCAUCCAGGUCAACUACCAGGAGAGUGGCACUGUCAGAGGAGCCUAUGUGGAGAAGUACCUGCUAGAGAAAUCCCGACUGGUGUACCAGGAACACAAUGAGAGGAACUACCAUGUUUUCUACUACCUGUUGGCCGGAGCCAGCGAGGAGGAGAGGAAGUCCUUUCACCUGCUGAAACCUGAGGAAUACCACUACCUCAACCAGCAGGACUGCUUCACAGUGGAAGGAGAGGAUCUGAAACAUGACUUUGAGCGUCUGCAGCUGGCGAUGGAGAUGGUCGGCUUCUUACCCACCACACGCAAACAGAUUUUCUCCCUGCUGUCAGCAAUCCUCCACCUGGGAAACAUCCGCUACAAGAAGAAGACCUACAGGGACGACUCCAUCGACAUCUGCAACCCAGAGGUCCUGCCCAUCGUCUCAGAGCUGCUAGAGGUCAAAGAGGAGAUGCUGCUGGAGGCGCUGACGACCAGGAAGACGGUGACUGUGGGAGAGAGGCUCAUCGUACCCUACAAACUCGCUGAGGCGGGCACGGUGAGGGACUCCAUGGCCAAGUCACUGUACAGCGCGCUGUUUGACUGGAUUGUGUUCAGGACCAACCAUGCCCUGCUGAACAACAAGGACCUGGAGGACAAAUCAAAGAUCCUGUCGAUAGGAGUUCUGGACAUCUUUGGGUUUGAGGAUUACGAGAACAACAGCUUUGAACAGUUCUGCAUCAACUUCGCCAACGAGCGACUGCAGCACUACUUCAACCAGCACAUCUUCAAGUUAGAGCAGGAGGAGUACAGGGCCGAGGGCAUCAUCUGGCACAACAUCGAGUACAUCGACAACAGCGGCUGCCUCAACCUCAUCAGCAAGAAACCCACAGCGCUGUUCCACCUGCUGGACGAGGAGUGCAAUUUCCCUCAGGCCUCCAAUCAGACCUUGCUGGACAAGUUCAAGCGACAGCAUGAAGGAAACAGCUACAUCGAGUUCCCGGCUGUCAUGGAGCCCGCCUUCAUCAUCAGACACUACGCUGGUAAAGUCAAGUAUGGAGUCAAGGACUUCAGGGAGAAGAACACUGACCACAUGCGCCCCGACAUCGUGGCCUUGCUCAAGAGCAGCAAGAAGGCCUUCAUCUGCGGCCUGAUGGGAAUCGACCCGGUGGCGACCUUCCGCUGGGCCGUGCUGCGGUCCUACUUCAGAGCCCUGGUGGCUUUCAGGGAGGCCGGCCGCAGACACACCCACAAGAAAACUGGGAACGAUGCAGCAGUUCCCUGUGCAGUCGUCAAAACUGUCGACAGCUUCAGUUUCCUUCAUCACCCGGUUCACCAGAGGAGCCUCGAGAUCCUCCAAAGAUGCAAAGACGAGAAGUACAGUAUCACCAGGAAGAAUCCCCGAACGCCUCUGUCGGAUCUUCAAGGCGCCAACACCCUGAAUGAGAAGGCCAGCUGGGAUGUCUACGGUGUCGGCUGCAACGGUCGCAGCUCCAGGUCCGGUCGUCUGUCCUCGACAGGAAGUCCAGCCCUGGAGGAAGACGGGAUCUUCCUCAACUCGACCAGCAGCAAACUCCUGGAGAGAGCGCAGGGAAUCCUCCUGAGGAACAAAAACAUCAAAAGCAAGCCGAGCCUUCCCAAGCACUUGUUGGACGUGAAGUCUCUGCGUUACCUGAGCAGCGUGACGCUCCACGACCGCAUCACCAAGUCUCUGCUCCACCUGCACAAGAAAAAGAAGCCACCCAGCAUCAGCGCCCAGUUCCAGGCGUCCCUCAACAAGCUGAUGGAGACUCUGGAUCAGUCAGAGCCGUACUUUGUCAAAUGUAUUCGCUCCAACGCAGAGAAGCUGCCGUUGCGUUUCAACGACAGCCUGGUGCUCAGACAGCUCAGAUACACAGGAAUGCUGGAAACCGUCCGGAUCCGACAAUCAGGAUACAGCAUCAAGUACACCUUCCAGGACUUUGUGCGUCACUUUCAUGUGCUGCAGCCUCGAGGCACGAGCCCAACCAAGUCAGGCAUCAGGGAGUUUUUCAGACGGAUCCACCUGCCGCCUGCUGGAUAUCAAGUGGGCAACACGAUGGUGUUCCUGCGGGAGGCGGAGCGUCAGCGUCUGCAGACCCUCCUCCACCAGGAAGUCCUGCGGCGAAUCGUCACGCUGCAGCGCCGCUUCAGGGCCGUCCUGGAGAGGAAGCACUUUGUGGACAUGAGGCGAGCCGCCUUUGUCAUCCAGCGAUGGUGGCGGUGCUGCCUCCUCAGACAGUCCUCUGUGGACCCGGCCGAUGAGGAGGAGGCGGCGGUGUGUCUGCAGGCGGCCUGGAGGAGCUACAUGGAGCGGAGGAGGUUCCUGCAGCAGCGGGACUCGGCCGUCGUCAUCCAGAGGAGCUGGAGGAGCUGGAGGAGCUGCCGGAGACGCAGACAUGAGGCGGCCGCGACGGUUCAGACGGCGUGGAGAGGAUUCAGGGAGAGGAGCCGCUACCGGCGGACGCACAGGACUGUGACGCAGCUCCAGGCGAUGGCCAGAGGACACCUGGCCCGACUCAGGUUCAGGGAGGUGAAGGAGCUGCCUGAAAGACAACAGAGUCCACCUGCAGAGAUGGAUGCAGGAACCAUGGAGGACCUCGCCUCUUCAGGAGAGGAAGCUCCGGUCCAGGAUGUCUCCGUCGAACUGUCCGAAGACUCUAAGCCGCCUCCGUUAGAUUCUGAAGAGACAGAAAGAGAAGAGGACUCGGAGCGAAGCAGGAGCACAGACGAGACGAGCCAUAAGAACCGGUCGAAGCGAGAGAGCAGGCGGAUGAGAGAGCUGGAGCAGGCCCAGUUCAGCUUGGAGCUCCUCAAGGUCCGAACCACCAGCGUCCAAGAAGACCCGGUCCCAGACGGCGGCACCUGUCAGCUGGAAGACCCUCAAGGACGGGUAUCUCCUGCGAGUCACGGUAGUUUUGAACUGCUCAAUGUUGAAGACAUGGAGACCGAAGGCUCGACUGGACCUCAAGAACAACCCCAAGCACCGGACGUCCCACUGAGAGACUCGAACUUCAAUGAGAAGCCUGCGAUGGAGCCAGCGAGCAAGGCGGAGGGUCCAAAGGCGACGUUUUAUAUCGCCUCGGACCAAAGUCCAGUUCAUGAACCAGUCCUGAAAUCCAAAGAGAGACGGGAGUCCACGUCCCGUAGGCCGGUGGUGGUGUUGAUCAGCAUGCAGAAGGAGAGCCCUGUGGAGGAGGGGGAGCUGCUGGCGGCCCGAACCCUAGAAGGAGCUUCUGAAGCAGGAGCAGCAUCACCCGGUUCUCAAAUGACCCCCGUUAUAAGCUCGGAGGCAGCAUCCGAGGUGGAGCAGCCUCAUGGGAUAGCCACCCAGGCGGAGAGUGAUGCAUCCAUGGUGGAUCCGUCUUCCACCGCCCCUGAGUCAAGUCCAGAAUCGGGACUUUGCUCCUCAGAGGUGGACAUCCAGAUCGUCCUGGAGCCAAAGUCCGGCGUCCCCGCUGUCCUCCCCAGUCAGCAGGAGAGGAAGGUGGUCCGGCCCCAGCAGGAGGCUCCCAGUCCGGUCCUGGACACCAAACCGCCGAAGGCUCAGAAGAAGAGCUCCGCCCAGACUGUGAUUGUGAACAUGGUGGAGAAACCUCCCAACACUGUGUUCUCCCCACCCAGACGCAAGCUGCCCUUCUCCAAGUCAGAUAAGGAUUUGGUGAACCAGGAACGAUCUCUGGCCAUGUUCAGAGACGACUCUAAAUCUGCCGGAUCCAGAAACAGAGAGCAGGUGGGCCGCCCCGGCCCCAAAAAGAAAGCACGAAUGUCCCGGACGCGCUCCGACUUCCUCACCCGCUGUAACUCGGAGGGGGCGACCCAGUCUGACGACGACGACGAAUACUACACCCCCGUCCACUCCCACACGCUGCCCCCUCCCUGCCCCCCCAACACCCACCCCGAGGCCGACUGUCACAGCGACUCCGAGAUGCCCUCUCACAAAGACCAGAAGAAGAUCCACAAGACCAUGUCCUCCGGAGACCUGGGCAAGGAGGAGGUCCUCAGGAAAACCUCCAGUCAGGAUGGAAGCAGGAUGAAAGGAAGGAUACGAUUCUGGAGUAAGACGAAGCACAGCGAGAAGAAGCUGUCGAGAGAGAAGCAGGCCAGCAGGAGCGAAACAGCAGAGACACAUGAAGGCCCUUCCUCUCCUCCUCACAUUCCAGAUUUGGAGGCGGCUCCUUCUCCGGGGGUCAGGGACAGUAAGGAGAACAAGGAGCCGUCUCCUAAGAUGAAGAGGCGCCGGAGCGUGAAGAUCAGCAGCAUCGCUCUGGAGCCGGCCCAGUGGCAGAACGACGCCCUGCACAUCCUCAGCUCGGCCCACGACUACCGCAGCAUGAACGACUUCCUCAUGAAGAAGAUCGCUGACCUGGAGUCUGAGGACGGUAAGAAGGACACCAUGGUGGACGUCGUCUUCAAGAAAGCGCUGAGGGAGUUCAGGAUCAACAUCUUCAACUCUUACUCCACCGCCCUGGCCAUGGAUGACGGGAAGAGUAUCCGUUACAAGGAUCUCUACGCGCUGUUCGAGCACAUCCUUGAGAAGACCAUGCGUCUGGAGCAGAGGGACUGGUGCGAAUCGCCGGUGAAGGUUUGGGUCAACACCUUCAAGGUGUUCCUGGACGAGUUUAUGACCGAGUACAAGCCCAUGGAGGGAACGAUCGGCCGGGCUCCUAAACGUGAACGCAAGAAGUCGAGGAAGAAGGAAACUGACAUUGUGGAAGAACACAACGGCCACAUCUUCAAGUCCACUCAGUACAGUAUCCCCACCUACUGCGAGUACUGCUCCUCCCUCAUCUGGAUGAUGGACCGAGCCUGCGUCUGCAAACUGUGUCGCUACGCCUGCCACAGGAAGUGCUGCUCCAAGAUGACCACCAAGUGCAGUAAAAAGUACGAUCCGGAGCUGUCGUCGAGGCAGUUUGGCGUGGAGUUGUCCCGUCUGACCAGCGAGGAGCGAACGGUUCCCCAGCUGGUGGAGAAACUCAUCAACUACAUCGAGAUGCACGGCCUCUACACUGAGGGCAUCUACAGGAAGUCGGGCUCCACCAAUAAGAUCAAAGAGCUCCGUCUGGGGCUGGACACAGAUGUGAGCGUUGUGAACCUGGACGACUACAACAUCCAUGUCAUUGCCAGCGUUCUCAAACAGUGGCUCCGUGACCUGCCCAGCCCUCUCAUGACCUUUGAACUGUACGAGGAGUUCCUCAGGGCCAUGGGUCAGCCAGACAAGCGGGAGGUGAUCCGAGGGGUGUAUUCAGUGAUCGACCAGCUCAGCAGGACUCACCUCAGCACGCUGGAGCGCCUCAUCUUCCAUCUGGUCAGGAUCGCCCUGCAGGAGGACACUAACAGGAUGUCGGCCAACGCCCUCGCCAUCGUGUUCGCUCCCUGCAUCCUCCGCUGCCCCGACACCAUCGACCCGCUGCAGAGCGUCCAAGACAUCAGCAAGACCACAGCGUGUGUGGAGCUGAUCAUCAACGAGCAGAUGAGCAAGUACAAAGCUCGUCUGAAGGACAUCAACAGUCUGGAGUUUGCAGAGAGCAAAGCCAAGAGCAGACUGACUCACAUCAAGAAGUCCAUGAGCAAAGGCCGUGUUCGUCAAAGCAGCACCAACUCAACAUCGCCUCCUCUCAGCCCCAAAGUGGCCCCUGUGGUGGAGAUGGAUGCAGAGAGUGCAGGAGUAGAAGGAGUAGAAGGAGUAGAAGGAGUAGAAGGAGGAGUAGAAGGAGGAGGAGGUGGAGAAGGAGGUGGAGGAGGUGGAGGAGGAAGAGGAGGAGAGGAUGCAGCAGAGGCCGGGCCGAACGAGCAGCAGCAGCAGGCGAUGCAGCAUGAGGAGCGAAUCCUCACCGAGCAGAUCGAGAGUCUGCAGAAAGAAAAGGAGGAGCUGACGUAUGAGAUGUUGAUCUUGGAGCCGCGGACGUCGGACGAUGACACUCCUGAAUCCGAAGCAUCGUUCGGCACGGCGGACAGCUCUGAGAACAUCACCAUGGAGACGGAGGGAGCCACCUCAGACCUCUCUGAUCGCGUAGUUUUUCCCUCCAGGAAGUCGGAGUCAAAGAGCAGACGAGCUUUGCGCCGUCAGCCCGACUCCCAGGACUCGGCGGACUCCGUCUCCACCGUCUCCUCCUACCACCCUUCCUCCUCUCUCUCCUCCAACGCCUCCGGAUCCCCCUCCCCUCACUACCGGUUCCGCUCCUCCUCCUCGGGGCCCCUGCUCACCUCCUGCGGUCUGGGGGCCCCGUUGGCCGAGGCCGAGGGGGGCCACGGCUCGGGCAAGACCCGCCACCGAAUCAGGCUGAGCCGAAGCUCGCCGCGGGAGCCCUCGGGAGGCCACCGGAGGGAGCCGGACUUCAGCUCGGGGCCCCAGCAGCUGGUUCUGUACGGCAGCAACGAGUUCAUGGUGUGAAGCCGAGUGCAGGAGGGCGCUUCCAGAAGAGGAGGAGGGAGAGUGUCGGGGCAGAAGGGGGGAUAAAUGAGGCUGGU